CCAAACAGCAAAUGGCAGGUGGUUGCCAGAAGAGAGAGAAUUACAUAUUAAUGCACUGGAACUCAAAGCCAUCCUUUUUUCCCUGAAAUAAUUUGAACAACAAAUUCAGGGGAAGAACACAAAAAUAUUUUGUGACAACACCACAGCAGUGAAUUAUGUUAAUGAAAUAGGUGGCAUAAAAUCUGAGAUCUGUAAUGAUAUCUGCAUUAACAUAUGGGAAUGGUGUGUAGAGCACAAAGCAUGGAUUAUAUGUUCUCACAUACCAGGUAAAGCAAACUUCUUGGCUGAUACAGCAUCUCGCAAAUUUAAUGAUAAACAUGAGUGGAAACUGGAUGAAAACAUUUUUUGGGAUAUAUGCAAAAUUUUUGGACUACCAAGCAUUGAUUUAUUUGCAUCCAGACUUAACAAACAGGUGAAAAGGUUUUGUUCAUGGAAACCCGACCCUGAAGCUGAACAUUUUGAUGCAUUCUCAAUAAACUGGGCACAGUUUGAGUCGAUUUACAUGUUUCCACUCUUUUCCUUGAUUGCCAGGUGUCUGCAGAAGGUGCGGGCAGAAAAGGCAAAAGGAUGGAUGGUUGUGCCACUACGGACAUCCCAGCCCUAGAUGGGAAUGUUAGUGAGAAUGCUCAUCAGGAAACCUCGCCUCAUAACGAGGAAGAACAUAUUAAGGCUGCCCCUGUCAUCAGAAGAGCAUCCCAUCAUGAAACACACAAUGUUAAUGGCCUAUCUACUGUCAGGGAAAGAAUGCGAGAGCAAGGAAUUUCUGAAGCAGGUACAGAACUCAUCAUGGCAUCCUGGAAACCAGGAACAGAAAAGCAACACAGACCGCAUCUUAAAAGAUGGACACAAUUUUGUAGUCAAUGGGAAGUUGAUCCCUUUACUCCCACUGUAGAACAAAUCAUCAAUUUCUUAUCUGAAACUUUUUGCAGAGAUGUCGGGUACGAGUGUAUCAACACUGCAAGGGCAGCUCUUUCCUCACUAGAGAUAGUAGUGGAUGGCCGCAGGGCAGGGGACCACCCUCUCGUUGUCAGGUUGCUAAAGGGAGUAUUCAAUCUACGCCCAGCUAAACCCAGGUAUAUUAAACUUGUAAUGUCAAGCCAGUUUUAGAAAAAUUAAGAGGCAUGAGCCCUUUACAUUCUCUUUCCUUGAAAGAUUUAUCUAACUUUGAAAUUAGUUAUGUUGUUGGCACUUACGCAAGCAGCCAGAGUGCAAACUCUACACUUGUUACUUUUAAAGGAUAUCAUCAUAGGCAAGAAUUUUAUAUGUAUGUGGU
Molecule: messenger RNA, 1273 nt
Organism: Portunus trituberculatus (swimming crab)
Lineage: Eukaryota; Metazoa; Arthropoda; Malacostraca; Decapoda; Portunidae
Exons: 1
Coding region: 568-1107 (179 amino acids)
Source: RefSeq, a predicted model, not a curated record